AUGGCUUUCCUCCUCACCUCCACCCUCCUCGCCGGCCUCGCCGCCGCCCAAUCCGUCGGCGAGGCCCCGAGCGCCCCUAACGCCACCGUCUGCCCCGACGUCGAGACCUGCCAGGAGAACUGCAUCAUGGAGGGCGUCUCCGACUACGAGGCCUACGGCAUCUUCACCGACGGCGGUGCCCUCACCCUCAAGCACCUCCGCGAGGACGGCAGCGUCUCCAGCCCCCGCGUCUACCUCCUCAACGAGGCCGAGGACGAGUACGAGAUGAUCAAGCUCACCGGCCAAGAGUUCACCUUUGACGUCGACGGCUCCAAGCUCCCCUGCGGCAUGAACGGUGCCCUCUACAUGUCCGAGAUGGCCGCCGACGGUGGCUUGAGCGAGCUCAACACCGGCGGUGCCGCCUACGGUACUGGUUACUGCGAUGCCCAGUGCUUCACCACCCCCUUCAUCAACGGUGUUUGCACCGGCGACGAGUGCGCCUUUGACGGCGUCUGCGACAAGAACGGCUGCGGCUACAACCCCUACCGCGUCCACCAGUUCGAGUACUACGGCCCCGGCUACACCGUCGAUACCGCCCGCCCCGUCACCGUCGUCACCCAGUUCCCCGCCGACGACGAGGGCAAGCUCAAGGAGAUUCGCCGCCUCUACGUCCAGGACGGCAGGAUCAUCAAGAACGCCGUCAUCGCCGUCGAGGGCCUCCCCGAAUACAACUACGUCACCGAUGAGUUCUGCGCCGCCACCGGCUCCGACCGCUUCAUGGACCUCGGCGCCCUCGGCGGCAUGGGCGACGCCAUGACCCGCGGCAUGGUCCUCUGCAUGUCCAUCUGGUGGGACGAGGGUGGCCACAUGACCUGGCUCGACUCCGAGGAGGCUGGCCCCUGCAAGGAGGGCGAGGGUGACCCCAAGAACAUCCUCGAGGUCGAGGCGAACCCCACCGUCAUCUUCUCCAACAUCAAGUGGGGUGAGAUCGGCUCUACCUACAAGCCCGAGUGCAAGAAGAAGUCCAAGCGCUCCUCUAAGCGCAUCCCGUCCGGCGACAUCUAA
Molecule: messenger RNA, 1044 nt
Organism: Parascedosporium putredinis
Lineage: Eukaryota; Fungi; Ascomycota; Sordariomycetes; Microascales; Microascaceae
Source: the annotation of a GenBank genome assembly